AUGUCUCCAUUCACUCCCCCCAGCCCUCUCCUCAGUCUCCCCAAAGAACUGCGCUACGAUAUCUACGACUACCUCUGUCUCCAGGAACCCAAGCAGAAUCGGACUGCGCGCCCACAAGAGCCACUAACCACCUACAUCGACCACAUGGCACCAACCGAGCUAUCUAUAACAUGUCGUUUCCUCCGCAACGAGAUCCGCGCCUACUUCCAUUCAAAAGCCACCUUGGGUUUCUACCCACUUUCCCGCUCCUCGAUCGAAGCAAUCGCCCUCCGCGCUAGCGCCGGACCUUGGGCCGGAUAA
This is a messenger RNA of Alternaria conjuncta, 300 nucleotides long. RefSeq lists its product as uncharacterized. Bases 1 to 300 code for a protein of 99 amino acids. The record is from RefSeq and is a predicted model, not a curated record. The transcript has 2 exons. NCBI's taxonomy places the organism in Eukaryota, Fungi, Ascomycota, Dothideomycetes, Pleosporales, Pleosporaceae.